Molecule: messenger RNA, 2176 nt
Organism: Panthera uncia (snow leopard)
Lineage: Eukaryota; Metazoa; Chordata; Mammalia; Carnivora; Felidae
Gene: TCF24
Product: transcription factor 24
Exons: 3
Coding region: 199-702 (167 amino acids)
Biological process (GO): regulation of transcription by RNA polymerase II; developmental process
Molecular function (GO): protein dimerization activity; RNA polymerase II transcription regulatory region sequence-specific DNA binding; DNA-binding transcription factor activity, RNA polymerase II-specific
Source: RefSeq, a predicted model, not a curated record
UGGCCACGGGGGCGCCUGUAUAAAAGACGCGCCCAGCAGGGGCUGGAAGCGGCUGUAGACUUCGGCUAGACGAGGAUGGAGUGACCUGUGGCGGCCCUGGCCACGCAGACCCAGCUCGACGCUCCUCGCCCGCUCGCGCAGCAGAGCCGAGCCCUGCACUGCCGCUCCAGGAAAGGGCACGCAGCUCAGGAAGCCGCCAUGGACCGCGACGGCCCCGCAGGCAGCCCCCUGAUCGCUAGGAACGAGACCGCGCCGGCGGUUGCAGCCACCCGCGACUCGAGCCCCGGCCGGGCAGGGGCAGGACCGGCGGGCCCCGGCGGCGGUGCGCGCCUGGGGGGCGGGCGGCCGGCAGCAGCGAACGCUGCGCGGGAGCGAAGCCGCGUGCAGACUCUGCGGCACGCCUUCCUAGAGCUGCAGCGCACGCUGCCGUCGGUGCCGCCGGACACCAAGCUGUCCAAGCUGGACGUGCUGCUGCUGGCCACUACCUACAUUGCCCACCUCACCCGCAGCUUGCAGGACGACGCCGAGGCGCCGGCAGACCCCGGGCUGGGCGCCCUGCGCGGCGACGGCUACCUACACCCUGUCAAGAAAUGGCCCAUGCGAUCAAGAUUAUACAUUGGUGCUACUGGUCAGUUUCUGAAGCAUUCUGUGUCUGGAGAAAGAGCAAAUCAUGGCAGUACUACAACAGACUCACAGCCUUAGGCUCUCCUCUGAUGGGUGCUGGUAGAAAGUGGCGUCAUUUUUAAAUAGUAGGAAGUAAUUCUAUAUUUAUUACAUCAGACAUAACAAACAUCAUUCCUGAAAGUUCACAUGUGAAUCCAUGGUUGGAAGUUCAGAUUUAUCUGUCUAAUCUAUAUACAUGUGGAUUUAAAUAAUUGGUCUUGGACAAAACACCCAGCUUAUCUAUUCAUUGUGAGAGAUAGUCACUACUGAAUACUGUAAGAAAAACUAUUGGAAAAAAGAAAAACACCAAAAUCGAAGAAUUGUGUAUGUAUCCAGAGACUGUACAUGUUUUCUGUCGUAUACCUAGUACACACUGAGAAGCUGAUAUCUUAAUAGUCUUGACACCAGUAUUCCAUCUUUGUGAAAACCAGUUUGUGCUUAAAGUUGGUCUAAGAAGCCAUUUCAGUUGGAAAGCACGAGAUCAUUUAUUCAGUUUUAGCUAAAUACGUGUGAAAAGAUUGUUGAGAUAAUAUGAAGUUGCAGUAACUUCUAUAAUUAGUUAUUUUUCCCUCUUAGAAAACUUGGAGUAUUAGAAUAGUUUGCUGUAUUGGACAGGGCUUGGCCACCUUCCUAAAUGACUGUUAAAUAUCUUACUAUGUUUCCAAAUUGUGGAAGGCUUUGGGAAUCCCUGCAGCCCAGUGUGAAUAGCAGAUAAGUGUCACUGGGCAGAGGGUUUGUCACCCUCCUCCCUGGUUACUUCACCUCCAUCCCACCCGUGUUCAGGUCCUGGGCUAGAUGAGCAGGUGCAGCUGCAGCCAUCUUACAGAGAGCCAAGCCUGUCAGGGGCUUCAAGUGAGCGCCCAUGACCCUUGACAGUCACUGCUUUGGCUAGGCUCCUUCUCUCCCUUGUCAAUUGCCGUUCACAAUCUACCUACUUGGCCAUUACGAAAUAUGAAAAAACUGGGGUGCCUGGGUGGCUUAGUUAAGCGUCUGACUUCUCAGGUCAUGAUCUCGCCAUUCAUGAGUUCAAGCCCAGCAUCCGGCUCUGUGCUGUCAAGCUCAGAACCUGGAGCCUGCUUUGGAUUCUGUGUCUCCCUCCCUCUCUGCCUCCUCCAUCACUCAGGCUCUGUCUCUCAAAAAUAAAUAAACAUUUAAAAAUUUAAAAAAAAAAGAAGAAAUAGGAAAAAACCUGUCUGAUUUGGGAAUUCUGGCACUGAUCUGCACCUUGAGAGAGUCUGAGGACACAGAGUGACUACCUUGAGAUAAAUCAGGCCAGAGCAGACCCCACUGAAUCUGCCCCAAUUUAACCUACAACAGGAAGGUGCCCUGCUAUGGGCCUCUCCCACCACACUACACACCAAGUGCCCAGGGAGCUGCUGUUCUGCCUGAUUGCACCAGUUUCGGUUUUCAGCAGAAGCUUGAGGGUCAGAGCCAGAAAGUAGGAAUGUUUGUCGGGGAACACACUGAAUCUCAAAAUAGGGUGUAAUACAGAUUUAAAAAAUCAUCAGUCUCU